This is a messenger RNA of Thunnus maccoyii (southern bluefin tuna), 2799 nucleotides long. Its product is annotated as claudin-1-like. Bases 1817 to 2677 code for a protein of 286 amino acids. Lineage: Eukaryota; Metazoa; Chordata; Actinopteri; Scombriformes; Scombridae. Gene Ontology annotation, cellular component: bicellular tight junction; plasma membrane. Gene Ontology annotation, biological process: bicellular tight junction assembly; cell adhesion. The record is from RefSeq and is a predicted model, not a curated record. The transcript is spliced from 4 exons. Gene Ontology annotation, molecular function: structural molecule activity.
UUAUUUUCAUGGAUUCAUUUUUGUCCUUUUGUUCAACCUAAAACUGUAAAGACACAGAAUUUGUUUCAAAACACUGUUUAUUUCCAGUUUCUGUGUUUUAAAAAAAGACAAGACUGACCACAUGUAACAGGAAGUAGUUAUAAUGUGAACACGGUGGAGGUCAGCGGGGGCAGAUGGGAGGAGUAACGACACAAGUUCAGUGACCAAAAGAUUUGAUUUUAAUGAUUGAACUCGACCGAAACCUGAAGCAAACAGUGCAGGAGACCUACAGUAUCUCCGGUAACAUCUAAUCAUUGUUACAGACUGUCUGGCAUCUAAUAAUUGUGUUUAUUUACACACAAACCUGGGGAGGAACUUGAUUUGGUUUACAAUUUGGUAAUUCAGUCUAUCCUUAAACUAAGCUCCUUUACACCUGAUGAGAAAAUGUCUUGGUCUCAUCUUAAAGACAAAACGUGCAGAGUGAUAUCUGUUAUUAAAAGGUGUCACUCAUAUCGACCUUCACACACAUUAAAGCAGGUAGUACAAUGUUUGGUUUUGACACAUCUGGACUGUUGUCCGGCGAUAUGUUCAGUCCAGAAGAACUUUAACCUUCUUCUGGAGAAGAUAUGUUUCCUUUUCUCUACAAUAAUCUUUACAGAGAAUAAACACCGUUACAAAACUAGAUAAAUGACGAUGAAUAAGAUCUCUCUUCCACAAUGUGAACGCUUUAAAGAAAACCGCUGAGUACAGGUCGACCAAUCAGUGGAAUCAUUUACCAUCAUUUAUUAGAAAAUUACAGUAGCCCUGAGGUGCCAAAAGCAACAUUUCACAAAACAACAUUUUGUUGUGUUUUCUGUUUUGUUAUUGUGUUUUGCACUUCAGAGCCACCAUAGAAAUCCCUGAAUAAGAUCACCUUAAAAAAAAACAAAAAAACAGACAAGUCAAAUGAGCCAAAGACCAAUUUAAGGUGAUUCUGACUGAUUCUGGCUUUAUUUAGUUUGUAGGGAAGUUUAUUGUCGGCACACUAUGACCAGUAGAGGACGUCACCUCCGGUAUCACACUUCGACUGCUUUUAGCGCUGUCACAUGUUACUAACAAAACAACGUCACACCUGGUCACAUGAUCAUGACGAUAUAUAAAACUAUAUUACAAGAGGGAUAAAACAUGGACUGGCAGGGAAAAGGAGAGAAAUAAUGAACUGUUUGGCUUUCUAUAGCAAAGAGAGCUGAUGUGACAUUUUACAUUAUCAGUAGUAAUCGAUAUGUGUAUAUUUUGUCUUCUUUCUUUUUGUUUUUUUGUAGUCGUCUUUCCAUCCGUCAAUAUUUUUAUUUUUUAUAAUUCUGUUGAUCUUGUCUUGAGUUUUUAGGAGAGCUCUUCAGCUUUUAAACUCAUGUUUAGCUGAGUACACGGAGGUAAAUGUGUGUUUAUGUGAAUAUCUUUGUGUGCAAAUCAAAUCAUCUUUUUAACGUGCAAACAAAUGAAUAAGAAAAACAGAAAUAAAAUACUCUGACAGCAAACACCGCUGGCUGUGAGCACAGCUGUUUCCUCCAGUAUUCAUGGUUUUUUUUAGGACAGAAUUCCCUCCUUUUGUUUCCUCGCACACUAUUUUUGUUCUCAGCUACAAAAAGCUUUAUAUAUUUUUCAUAAAUGCAGAAGUAUUUACACCUGGAAACACGCUGAUGUGGAAAAUCACUAGAGAUCUGUUUUAAAAUCCACCAAACAAGUUGAAAGGUCAUUUCCUUCCAACUUUAUUUAAAAAUGGAACAAGUGAAUAGAGUAGACAACUAAUGAUAAGAAAUAAAAUAAAUAGUUGACAAAACAUCAAAUAUUUGAUUCAAUGAGAUGUCCCUGUUGGUUUGGUGUGUUUGGCUGUUGGUGUUUCCAGGUGUUUCCAGGUGUUUCCAGGUGUGUGUGUGUGCAGAGCAGCAUGACGGUGGGUCUGCAGGUUGUGGGUCUGGUUCUGGGCGUGGUGUCCUGGUGUCUGCAGUCCAGCUGUACGUCCUCUCAGAUGUGGAAGGUGAGGAGUCAGGUGGAGUCGGUCACCAGCAGUCAGUGGCAGUUUGAAGGUCUGUGGAUGAGCUGCGCCGCCACAUCACUGGGAUCGCUCCAGUGCAGCAAGUUCAAGACGGUGCUGGGACUGCCGGCUCACCUGCAGGUCUGCCGGGCUCUGAUGAUCCUGUCCCUGCUGGUCGGUCUGGCUUCCAUCAUUGUCUCCGUGCUUGGACUCAAGUGCACCAAGAUCGGAAGAACCUCGGAGCACACCAAAGACCAGAUCGCCCUGAGCGGAGGAAUCCUGUUCAUCCUGUCCGGUUUGUUCACUCUGACUGCAGUGUCCUGGUACGCUGCCCGAGUCAUCCAUGACUUCUACGACCCGCUGAACGGAGGAGUCCGGUCAGUCCCACGCACAAACAUGAUGAUGAUGAUGAUGAUGAUGAUGGUGAAGGUGAUGAUGGUGAUGAUGAUGGUGGUGGUGUGGUUUUCUUUUUGCAGGUUCGAGCUGGGCACUGGUCUGUAUCUGGGCUGGGGAGCUUCCUGUCUGGCCAUCCUGGGGGGCUCGAUGCUCUGCUGCUCCUGCAGGAGGAGCUCCCCCGCCCCCCCUGCACGGCAGUUUUCAUACAACUACUCAAGCAGUCGAGGACAGAGCAUCUACAGAGCAGCUCCGGCUUCAGACAACAGCAGCUCCAAAGCCUACGUCUAAACCUCCCGAACACCUGCACAAGUUACUGCUGAUACACAGAAGACUGAACUCAGCAUUAUCUGACUCAGAAUUGUGUUGGAUUUUUAGGAAUCUUAUGGAUUUUCUACCAAAAACAUUUUUUU